CAGUCGAGUUAUUGAAACGCCAGCGAACAAAACACAAACAACGAUGCUGGAAUUUUUACGCCCAGCAAUUUGGCUGCAGCUACUGCUUCAUAUAUCCAACACCAUGGCGACAAAAUGGCUUGUGGAUAGUCCAGGUUUUGAUAAUCCUGCUGCGUGGUUGGAUGAACAUUUGCCUUGCAGUCGGGAGCAAGUCAUUUUUCCCGAGACAUAUCAAGCCCUAUUACCCCUACCCAGCCAUGUGGAUGUGGGAGGAUUUGUUUUACCCAAAGAUGGUGCUAUUUUUCUGCCCAGGGAAUCAACAAUUACCCUGGAGGGUAAUGCCAACGAAAGGGAGUGUGAUAAGGGUAAGGCUUUCCUAAAAGAGCCGAAGAUACGAAAAUGGUUUGAUCCCAAGACUUGGAGAUCCUCGAAUGAUUUCGCUGCCAACAAAGCCAUACCCGAUAUGGAAAGGGUGCCGUGCAACAAUGAAUCGGUGGUGAUACAAGCUAAUGGUCCGGUGGCCUUGGAUUUGGAAAAUAUUGAAUAUUUGAGAAUGGGACAAAUGAGUUUUGCUGGAUCGCUGCUGUCGCGGGAUUACCUAAGGCAGUUACUUUACAAUGAUUUGGGUCAGUUCCUGUUUAAAAAUCAGGCUGGAGUUAUGGUGGAAUUCUAUCAUCAUGAUGUGUGUGGCUGCCACAAGGAUUUCAAUAAUUUCGGUGAACCCAUAUGCCACAACAUUGUGGAGUCCUGUGAACGACCCCAUUGUCUGGUACCCGUCAUGCCCUAUGGCAGCUGUUGUGCAAUUUGUGGUGCGGUCAUAAAAUUCCAGGUGGAGUUUUGUGAAGAUGGCCGUUUACAUAUCUUGGAAGAUAUCCUAAAGUGGGCAGUGCGAGACCAAGACAUGCAGGAUGAUUUGGAUUACUAUGUCAAUUAUGUUAAUUCCCAGAAUUAUGGUAACUAUUUGCAGGCUGUUAUUGUUGAUCGGGAUGGUUACAAGGAGAAGAGCAUUAAAUUUUUAAGCAAGCUAAAUGAGACGCUAGACUGGAGAGCCAAGCUGAAAUUGGACAAGCAGCAUAUCUUUGGCAUUGAAUAUUCUGGGCGGCCCUAUAAUCCCAAUGUCACCUUUGGUUCGAUUUUAUUAAUUCUGCUGUGUCUGAUGUUUGUCUCUGUUGUGGCUUUGGUCAUCUUUGCCCAUUACCAACCCGACAAUCAUUAUCUCCAUUAUGUCCCCCGAUGGGUGUAUGAUCCAAAUCGUUGGCGUUCAUUAUUCCAAAGACGUGAUGCCGUCUUUGCUCGUUUUGAUAAUGCCCGGGCCAGUGUAAUGACCACCGCAGAUGUGGGUGGAAGAUCAGCAGCGGAGGGUUUCCGCAUGGGCUAUGAUGCUGAAAGUGGUGAUGUUCGUAGCAAGAGAGCAUUUGAUAAUCCUCUUUUUGACGAGAAACCCACAACUUCGAAGGAGAGAGGGGGUGCUGGUAAGGAGGGAGGGGAGGAAUUGAAGGAUCCACCCCAAUUGGUAAUGGAAAGUGUUGAUAUGACCGAUACCACUCUCAAUGCCAACGUUGAUGACGAUGACAAUGAAGAUGAACAGGAGUUGACGGAAAUUAAAUUGGAGACAACAUCUUCAUCAUCGGAUGAUGAGGACGAGAGCAAGGAACAGGAAACAAAGGAAUAAUUAUUUAACCAAAACAUAUAUUUGAAUAUUUUACUGUAAAACCAAAAUUUGUGGAUUUGAAAAAUAUUAAAUAAAUAAAAAUAA
Molecule: messenger RNA, 1735 nt
Organism: Musca domestica (house fly)
Lineage: Eukaryota; Metazoa; Arthropoda; Insecta; Diptera; Muscidae
Gene: Amnionless
Product: protein amnionless
Exons: 1
Coding region: 44-1651 (535 amino acids)
Biological process (GO): intracellular protein localization; receptor-mediated endocytosis
Cellular component (GO): endocytic vesicle; apical plasma membrane
Source: RefSeq, a predicted model, not a curated record